Oncorhynchus kisutch (coho salmon) is the source of this 5178-nucleotide messenger RNA. RefSeq names its product clathrin heavy chain linker domain-containing protein 1. The record is from RefSeq and is a predicted model, not a curated record. NCBI's taxonomy places the organism in Eukaryota, Metazoa, Chordata, Actinopteri, Salmoniformes, Salmonidae. The coding region runs from base 1020 to 2831 and encodes 603 amino acids. The transcript is spliced from 11 exons.
AAUCUUAGCUUUGACAUUUUCAAUGGUAUCUGAAGGCUCAACCUGGAAAUAAGAGAGCCUGUCAGUUUUUAAAACAGUAACGUGGCUAACAAGACUUCCCAGGAUAUUGAUUAACGUCAACUUGUUACCAGCCAAACGUCAAGAACAAAUAUCACUUAUCAAAUGAUAAGUUACAUGUUAAAAUAUAGUUCAAUUAGUUAGCCGAGCUGACCUGGUCAUUUCCACGUGUAUACGCAGGGCCAUGCUAUUAAAAUGUAGCUAGCUAACGUUACUGUAACAUUAGCCAACUAGCUAACGUAGCUAUUUGCGGCUACUCCAAUAAAAAUUAGUUGACUUACAAAUGUAGAAGUCUGAUUGAUUACUGAAAUGACGCAUUCUAGAAUGCUUUUUAUUUUUUUAUCAUGUACACAUGCUCCGCUAGUAGAGGCAAGAAGCCCUCCAUCACAACUUGUGACACAAGCCCCAAGUACCCACCUCGAGGGUUAUAGUCUUCCCAGUGAGGGUUUUGACAAAAAUCUGCAUCUUGGCGUUCAAUCCACCUGCACAUAUGAACGAUAGCGUUGUAUUUAUAACUAUUUCAGAUUUAACACAGUAUACAAUGUCGUUAUUAUGGUAAAUAAUGGCCUAAAACAGAGAGCACGAUCUUACCACAGGUCUCCUGCUAAUGGCGGAUCAUGAGAAGAGGGCUUUCGACGCGUGCGACGGGGUUUUCGGGGCUCGUCUGCAGGGAGUAGGUGUGAAAUAAGAUGCCUGUUCAAAAUACCUCUCUCAGUAAAGUUUAUUUACAUAACGCUUAUUUUCACCUUAACAUAUGUUGUUUCGUUUUUAUAUGAAAAUAUGAAAUCAGUUUUGAUCGUUUUUUUUGUUGUUGUCGAUGUUAUAAAUACAUUACCCAACAUACCCUGGAGAUGUCCAUAGCAACCUUCCUGUUUAUCUUUUGGACAUUUAUCUGCAAUAUUUCUCCGUGUUGGAGAAAUGAAACCAUGCUCUAAGCAGCAAUUGAAAAUCAUAAGAAAAUCAUGUCUGGGGCUGAAAACUUACAUCACUCCGCAGAAGAAUCUGAAAGAAGAACCUUGCCACCUAUCAAAUCUGCCAGUGACAAGUAUUUCCUAGAAUCUCUUGGUGAAUACAUUCAACAUGAGAUGGAACGUCUGAUGUGUCCAGACGAGGGACCUGAUGAGCAACGUUACAUCAUUUACAGUUCUGCAUUUGAUAAGGUAAUUGAGUAUGCAACUGCAUACAAAACCAUUCUCACUUCCAUCAAGAAAGAGUAUGAUGAGUUUAUCUGUGCCAUAAAGAAGAGUGAGUGUGAUGCCAAGUUAGCACAUGGGAAACUGAAGGCCAUGGUGGCCCAGCCCACCUCCCUUAUGUACUGUCAGAGAAGAGCUGUCCAGCUUCAGGAAAGGAUUGCUAUCAUUCAGAGAGACACUGCAGAGCUGCAGGCUGAGUUAAAUAGACUACAGGAGUCAAGGAGAGACAAGAGACCCUCAUUGCGUCAGAAGGCCUCAGACAGCAAGACAUUACGGCCCGUUGGGCAAAUUCCAGGUCUGACAUUUGAUGAGUCGAUGAACCCAGCAGCUCUGGCAAAGCAUUUGGAGUACCUUGAGCGAAAGCGAGCCGACCUGCAGAUAAAGAGGAAGAGCCAGUAUGUAUCUGUUUCUGUCAAGGAUGACCUGGACAAUAAAAUGCGAUCCGCCCUGGACCAGAGGGAUGAGCUGGCAGUGGAGAAUGAGAGACUCCAACUCCGAUACAAAAAGAUGAAGUUUCUGAAUGACUCCCUCAUGACAUGGGAAAAGACAGGAAAAGAAGUCACUCUACUGGAGUUCAUAACAUCAAAACUGGAGAAUAUAUUUGAUCUGAAAAUGAGCGACACUGAUUUCCUUGGCAUUAGUGCAGUAGUGUUUGAAGAGGAUGAUCCCAGCAAGGUCAAUGAAUCGGAGCUCUUGGUGGAUUACAUUGAAAGGUUCAUUGACCUAUUUGAGGGGGGUGAGUAUGAGGCAGCUGCUUUCCAUGCUGCCAAAUCCCCUCAUGGAGUUUUGAGAAACAUGGAGACAAUGGAAAGGUUCAAAGCGGUCACAGUCUACCAGGGCCAGGGGGAACUGCCCCCUCUGCUUCUCUUCUUCCAGGCACUCAUGAUCUCGGUGCAUGCUGGCAAGCAGCUGCCUGGGGAGACCCUGUCAGUGGAGGGGGUCCGGUGUGCCAUGCAGCUCAACUAUGUAGAGCUGGUCACACACUGGGUAACCCAGAAGAGGCUAACAUACAGCGAGGCUCUGGGGGAUGUGAUCUGUGAGCAUGGAGACAGGAAGCCGCGGAUGGCCGACACAUGCUUGGCUCUGGCCCACAUCGUCUACAAGGCCUGCGGCGUGCUCAGGAAGGCCGCACUGAGCAUGUGCAAGAGAGGCAUGACCAGCAGUACUAUGGAGUUCAUCUAUCAAAGCAAAGGCUUUACUGCAGGUGACUGUCUGUUUGUGCUGAAGGGUUGUCCCAGUCUGGCUCUUCUCCAGGCGUUGACUCAGGAGUACCAGGGCCAGCCUGCAGUGCUUUCUUUGGGCUUUGCCUGCCAUGCUCUGCUCAACUCUGAUCUGGAGGACCUGGCACUGCAGAUGGUGGAGAAAACACAUUCAAGUGGCCAAGGUACUUUGGAGAAGGUGAUUCUGGAUGAUACUGGGUGUUCUGCAGAGAACUGGGGUGAGAUAGCAGGUUGCUGUGGCCAGAAGAACAAGCCUUUACUGGCCAAGGAGAUCCUCUCCAUUCUGCUGUCUCAGUCAGGGGCCAUGCGCCUCUCCCCUGGCAUGGAGAGCUCCAGGUUGAUGCAGCAUGUGUUCAUGUAGAGAGACAGCCACCAGAGGGUGCCCAUGGGACAGAUCUGCACCACCAAUCCAAGAGGCCUCCCACCAUGGCAAGCCCAUUCAUCACUCACUGCGUCAUACUGCUCACUGCUCACAGAGAGAAAUGCAGUCAUCCACACUGGUCCUCCAGAUCAUUAAAUAAUUUCAAUGUGAUUUCACUUUGAUUAAUAUCACAAGUGUCAAGUUCCAUCUUUAUCAGAAAGCACAAAGCAUUGCCAUGUUAUUAAAUUGAUAUCAAUUGAACAUUGUCAAAGGUCACUUAAUAGUUGGUUUAUUAGUUAUUCCUCAAUAUAAUUGACUCUUAACUAGACUCAGAAUUUCAAACAGUUUAAACUUCAUCUAAGAAAAUUAUCACUAUGUGUUUAGAUUUGGAUCAAUGGCAUCUCCGACAUCCAACAUAAUUCAUGGUGACAAGCUCUACAGAAUAUUGAAUUUCCCUGUAAUAAAUUCCCCAUUUCCUGCCUCCAGAACACCACUGACUAAUCCUUGGUGGUGUUAGUCAUUAUCCCCACAGGAGGUAAGACCUGAUUGUCGCUCCCUGAGAGGCGUGCUAUUACCUAUAUACACUAUCACCAGAAAUACGAGGAGGACACAAUGGUAGAUAGAACAGUAGCUCACUAACCUUCCACUCACACAGUGGACCCAUUGUCCCAGACAGUGCAGGGCCAGUCUCAGUCACCCUGCCAUAUUAGAGUGAAUUAAGCUUCCACACAGCACAAACAACACCCACCAUCAAUAAACACAGCCUCCAGUUUCCUCUGUCUCUGCCUAGUAGACAUGAAGCCACACUGAGCUAACUGUGUGUCUAUGAUUCCCACAGUUAAUCAAUUCCGCUCAUGUCUGGGGCCGCGUUUCAGUGUAUAUCUGUUUGAUCCGUUAAUGGGUUAGUGAAUGGACGUGUGUAGUUGAUGGCCUUAUGUCAUACUAAUUUAAACUCGGAACCGAUCAGCUGUGAUAUUGAAAGCAGGGCUCUUAUAGAGACUUUUAUUCAUACACAUUGUGUACAUUUAGCAUCAGUGUUGUGAUUAUCAAUAUACUGUUAUUGAUGCUGGUAUCUCUCCAGGCACUAGAGCUGUUUAGCCCCCACAAUCUGUGCUGUUAGCUCUUUGGACAUCACUACUUGUAUUGUUAGCACAAUGAUACUAGCACUGUGUUGUCAGACGGCAGACUGGAGGCAGCUGGUAUCCAAGGGAGACGGAGAGAGGAAAAAAGAGGGGGUUGGCAAUAUGUGAGGCAAAGAUGGAGAGAGAGUAAGACUGACAUGCUGGUCUAGCAUCUCUAUUACAGAGAGGAAGGAGCAGAGAGACAUUGUGUAGGGGAAAACAAGGAACAAAGUGAGAAACAGGGAGAGUGUGAAAAUCAGAAAAUGGUAGCGGGGGGUGAGAGAUUAUGCUGAAUCAACUCUUCAUGGCGCCAUCCCUGCUGCUGUUAUUGAUCUCCCGCAGUAAGAGGAGCUGGAGCUGGCCUGGCCUGCUGAUGGCCCCACUGCAUGAAACAGCUCCCCAGACACCCUACCUCCCUGCCCCCUCACCCCACAGCUCACAAAGAACCCUAGUGCCCUGCCCUGAGGCCUACCUCAGCCCUGAAUCUCUGUGUCAAGGGUAAAAGGUGUUGAGUUCUGCCUCCUCACAUCUCUUGUUUUCUAUGCUAAAACUAUUAUCAACAAGAAAAAGCCUUGCAAUCCAUCUUCCCUAAACGAUGCACUCAAGAGUUGUGUUUUACAAGCUGCCUAUUAGUCAGGAUUCAGUUUAUGACAGGAUGUAACAGGAUGCACUUAGUGUCCUUGGAUAGCACUUCUGGAAGAUGUAGAAAUAUUGAUGGUAGUUUUUGCUAGUAUCAUAUUGUCUUGAAUGGUCCUUUAAAUAGGUUUUUGCCUGCACCAUCCUCCCUGUCAGAACCUGUUUAACAGCUCAGGAUUUUUCCUCUGUAUUCCAGCCCCAGCGUGUUUCUCAUCUCCCAGAGUGUGGCACAGAUAAGGGCCCUCUCCUCAGUCCAGCAACGUAAUGUGAACUGACAGCCGUGUCUAGCUCACACAGCCUCUGGUCUAGAUAGAGCUCAGUACAGCAGACCAGCAAAAAUAGAGAGCAAGGGGGGCGUUGGCCCUCAUGUUUCACAUCCAGACAGUGUCCACAGUGGUUUGACUUACUUUUAGGCCUUUGUUUGAUAGAGCAAUGCUAGUGGUAUACAUGGUUUUAAAAGGAAUGUGGUCAGGACUAAAUAGCUGUGUCAAGCCUUCUAUUUCUGAUCCGUGAUUGAGCAGACUGUUGCACAUUUGUACUGGGGUGGGAAGGGGAAUCUUUGGAAUAAACAGCGCCACUCUCACACUUUG